This is a messenger RNA of Penicillium brasilianum, 668 nucleotides long. The record is from the annotation of a GenBank genome assembly. NCBI's taxonomy places the organism in Eukaryota, Fungi, Ascomycota, Eurotiomycetes, Eurotiales, Aspergillaceae.
GUCCAACAGGCCAGCUAGUCCUCAUCACCGCUCGAUUCCACUCACUCGUAAUCCUUGUAUCUUUUUCCCCCCACUCCUUACGUCGCCCACUUCCAACCUUCCCGCCCUUUUAGAAUCUCCCCCGCAGCCCCGCGGACAUUCCACCUUGCAACAAUCCCACUUUGUCGCAGCCAUGUCCGACCACCAGUACAAGUUCAAUGUGACCAUGACCUGCGGCGGCUGCUCCGGCGCCGUCGAGCGAGUCCUGAAGCGUCUGGAAGGAGUCAAAGCCUUCGAUGUCAGCCUCGAAUCGCAGACUGCAAACAUCACCACCGAACCUAAUGUCUCGUACGAUACCGUGCUGGCCGCGAUCAAGAAGACUGGCAAGACCGUGAAUAGUGGCGAGGCUGAUGGACAGACCAAGAGCGUCUAAGACGGCUGUUGGUGUAUAUUGGGAGAAAAGUUUUGGAAGAAGACGAAGGCGGUGUCAUGAAUGGGAGUCGGAAUAAUUACUCUAGAAGGGUGCUAUAUUCUUCAGAUGUACUUGGAAGACUUGAUCGUGUGCUUCCUGGUGAAGAACGAUCUUACCAGCGCUUUGUACCUCUCCGCAUUGCCUCAACAAGAAAUAUUUGAUAAAGAUUUUGACAAGAUUCUGAGGAUGACUAGGCAAAUAAUGUAUGCAUCGAAGG